GCCUUUUGUUCUCUCUCUCCAAAAAAAAAAAAAAACAUUAUUGCUGUUGGACUUCUUUUAAGGAAAUGAGUUGAGUUCAGCUGAGUUUGUCAGUUUGUCUUUCUCCAAGAAAUGGCGGUGGAGAGAGAAACCAGAAACAAUCUAGUUUUUGCUGUAAAUGGAGAGAGGUUUGAGCUCUCCACUGUUGACCCUUCAACUACUUUGCUUGAGUUCUUGCGUUCCAGAACUCGCUUCAAGAGUGUCAAGCUCAGCUGUGGUGAAGGUGGUUGUGGUGCUUGUGUUGUUUUACUGUCAAAGUAUGAUCCUGUGCUUGAUCAGGUUGAGGAUUUUACAGCAAGUUCAUGUCUUACUCUACUUUGCAGCAUAAAUGGAUAUUCUAUUACAACAACUGAAGGCCUUGGAAAUAGCAAAGAUGGGUUCCACCCAAUUCAUCAAAGGUUCGCUGGUUUCCAUGCUUCUCAAUGUGGGUUUUGUACUCCUGGAAUGUGUGUUUCACUCUUUGCAGCUCUGGUCAAUGCUGAAAAGGCCAAUCAAUCAGAGCCCUCUCCUGGAUUCUCCAAGCUGACAGUUUCUGAAGCUGAAAAGGCUAUUUCAGGAAACCUUUGUCGCUGUACUGGAUAUAGAUCAAUAGCUGAUGCCUGCAAGAGUUUUGCGGCUGAUGUUGAUGUGGAGGAUUUGGGGCUCAACACUUUUUGGAGAAAGGGAGAGAGUAAGGAAGUAAAGAUGAGUAGAUUACCUUUCUAUAACCGUAACAAAGAGAUUUGUACAUUUCCUGAGUUCCUGAAGAAGGAAAUCAGGUCUUCCAUGCUUUUGGAUUCUAAAGGAUUUUAUUGGUACAAUCCUGUUAGAGUCAAGGAACUUCAAAGCUUCUUGGAAUCUAAUGAGACCGAUGAUGGGAGCUUGAUUAAAUUAGUUGCUGGCAACACUGGAAUGGGUUAUUACAAGGAACUAGAACACUAUGACAGAUAUAUUGAUCUACGGUAUAUUCCUGAGCUCUCAUCGAUUCAAAGAGAUCCAAAAGGGAUUGAGAUUGGAGCAACCAUCACAAUCUCUAAAGCUAUUGAAGCUUUAAAGGAAGAAAACAAAGGUGAAUUUCACCCAAAGAGUGAGAUGGUGUUCAAAAAAAUUGCCAACCAUAUGGAGAAAAUUGCUUCAGGCUUCAUCCGGAAUACAGCUAGUAUAGGGGGAAACUUGAUGAUGGCACAAAGGAAGAAUUUUCCUUCUGAUAUUGCUACGAUUCUUGUUGCUGUGGGUUCAAUGGUAUAUAUAAUGACCGGUCCUACAUGUGAAAGGAUUAUGUUGGAGGAGUUUCUAGAAAGGCCUCCUUUGAGUUCCAAAACUUUACUUCUCAAUGUUAAAAUCCCAUCCUGGGAAUCAAUAAAAAAUAUUUCAUCUGAAACUGACACUAUGUUGCUCUUUGAAACCUAUCGAGCUGCACCACGACCUCUUGGAAAUGCAUUGCCCUAUUUAAAUGCUGCAUUCUUGGCUGAAGUUUCUCCAUGUAAAACUUCUGAUGGAAUCAUAGUAAAUAACUGUCAGCUAGCUUUUGGUGCUUAUGGGACUAAACAUGCAAUUAGAGCAAGACAGGUGGAGGAAUUUUUAGCUGGAAAAAUUUUAAGUUUAGAUGUUCUAUAUGAAGCUACCAAAUUAGUUAAAGCCAUUGUGGUACCUGAAGAUGGCACUUCCUAUCCUGCCUAUAGGUCAAGCUUGGCCAUAGGUUAUCUUUUUGAUUUCUUUAGCCCCUUAAUUGACAAUGGUGGUAAAAUUUCUAAUGUUUUGUUAGAAGGAUAUAUCAAGAAUGUUAAUGCUUACAAAAUAAACCAGAAUCAUGUUCAGCUAGCUCAUGAUAACCUCCCAAGUUUGCUAUCAUCCGGUAAGCAGGUGAUUGAAUUAAGUGAAGAGUAUCAUCCAGUUGGUGAGCCAAUUACAAAAUCUGGAGCUGCCAUCCAAGCUUCUGGUGAGGCUUUCUAUGUGGAUGACAUUCCUUCACCAGAAAAUUGCCUACAUGGAACAUUCAUUUAUAGCACAAAGCCUUUGGCAUGGGUAAAAGGUAUACAAUUCCAGCCUAAACCACUUCCAGAUGGAGUGGCUUCAAUUAUUACUUUUAAAGACAUCCCGAAAGGUGGAGAGAAUAUAGGAUCAAAAAACAUUUUUGGUGCUGAACCUUUAUUUGCUGAGGAGCUUACUCAGUGUGCCGGUCAGCGUCUUGCAUUUGUGGUUGCAGAUACACAGAAACAUGCAGAUAAAGCUAUAAAGUUCGCUGUGGUUGAUUAUGACUUGGAAAAUUUAGAACCUCCAAUUCUCUCUGUAGAAGAGGCUGUUAAGAGAUCUAGCCUUUUUGAGGUUCCUCCUAUGUUUUACCCAAAACAAGUUGGUGAUAUAUCGAAAGGAAUGGCUGAAGCUGAUCAUAAAAUUCUUUCUGCUGAGGUUAAACUUGGGUCACAAUACUAUUUCUAUAUGGAGUCGCAAGCUGCCCUUGCUAUACCAGAUGAAGACAACUGCAUGGUGGUUUAUAGUUCAAGUCAGGUCCCUGAGUGGACACACGUUGUGAUUGCAAGAUGUCUCGGUGUUCCUGAACAUAAUGUCCGCGUAAUUACGAGAAGGGUUGGGGGAGCAUUUGGUGGAAAGGCCAUCAAAGCCAUGCCUGUUGCUACAGCAUGUGCACUUGCAGCACACAAAUUGCGUCGCCCUGUCAGGAUAUAUCUUGAUCGCAAGACUGAUAUGAUAAUGGCAGGAGGAAGGCAUCCCAUGAAAAUAACUUACAGCGUAGGAUUCAAGUCUAAUGGGAAGAUUACAGCAUUACAACUUGAAAUAUUAAUUAAUGCUGGGUUGUCUCCAGAUAUAAGUCCAAUUAUGCCGCAUAACAUACUAGGUCCACUUAAAAAGUAUGACUGGGGUGCUUUAUCCUUUGAUAUAAAGGUAUGCAAAACAAAUCAUUCCAGUAAAUCUGCUAUGCGGGCACCUGGGGAAGUACAGGGAUCAUUUAUUGCUGAAGCUGUUAUUGAACACGUAGCAUCUACCCUUUCAAUGGAUGCUGAUUCUGUCAGAAGCAUAAAUCUCCACACAUACAACAGCCUUAACUUAUUCUAUGAGAGUAAUGCAGAUGAACCUCUCGAGUAUACUUUACCUUCUAUAUGGGAUAAGUUGGCCAUGUCAUCAAGCUUACACCAGAGAACUGAAAUGGUGAAAGAGUUUAAUAGGGACAAUAAAUGGAGGAAAAGGGGCAUUUCUCGUAUACCUAUUGUGCAUGAAUUUUCUGUAAGACCCACACCAGGAAAAGUAAGCAUUUUAAGUGAUGGGUCUAUUGUUGUUGAAGUCGGUGGGAUUGAGCUCGGCCAGGGGCUCUGGACAAAGGUAAAACAGAUGGCUGCAUUUGGUCUCAGUUCAAUCCAAUGUGAUGGAGUUGGAGAUCUGUCGGAUAAAGUACGGGUCAUUCAGUCUGAUAGCUUGAGUUUAAUUCAAGGGGGUUUUACUGCUGGGAGCACAACAUCUGAGUCAAGCUGUGAAGCAGUGAGGCUUUGCUGCAAUAUUUUGGUUGAAAGACUCAGGCCACUCAGGGAAAGGUUGCAGGAUCAAAUGGGUUCCAUUAAAUGGGAGAUGCUUAUUGAUCAGGCCUACAUGCUCUCUGUGAACUUAUCAGCAAGUUCUUUCUUUGUCCCUGACCUUACUUCCAUGCAAUAUCGAACCUAUGGUGCCGCAGUGAGUGAGGUGGAGGUGAAUAUUUUGACAGGAGAAACCACAAUUUUGCAAACUGAUAUUAUCUAUGAUUGUGGACAGAGUCUCAACCCUGCUGUGGAUUUAGGACAGAUUGAAGGAGCUUUUGUCCAAGGAGUUGGGUUUUUCAUGCUUGAGGAAUACCUGACAAAUUCAGAUGGAUUGGUGGUUGCGGAAGGUACAUGGACAUACAAGAUUCCUACACUUGACACAAUACCCAAACAAUUCAAUGUUGAAAUACAUAAAAGUGGACAUCAUCAAAAACGUGUUCUUUCUUCAAAAGCUUCUGGGGAGCCACCUUUAAUUUUAGCAGCUUCAGUUCACUGUGCUACUAGAGCAGCUAUUAAAGAAGCCAGAAAACAGCUUCUCUCUUGGAGUGGCAAAGAUGAGUGUAGUUCAACAUUCCAGUUGGAGGUUCCUGCUACGAUGCCUGUUGUGAAGGAGCACUGUGGACUGAAAAGUGUGGAGAGGUACUUGGAAUGGAGAAUGGGCAGAAAGUGAAGGAGCUCUAUGUGCUGGAAGAUGGAUGGAAUUCAUCAUUGCUGAAAAUAAGCUCACUUUUAUCAUUUGGUUGUAGCUUUUUUUUUUUUUUUGUACAUUUAUUUAAAAUAGAAAAAUAAAGAGAGAGUAGUCCUUAUAGAGACGAAAAUAUGGGGCAAAUAGAUAAUAAUCUCCAUGUUAUUACAUGGGGUAGCUAAUUUUUGUAAUAAAUCCUUGACCUUUUGUUAUAUUUUACCAUUUUAGUUGUUUUUUGCA
Molecule: messenger RNA, 4470 nt
Organism: Quercus robur (English oak)
Lineage: Eukaryota; Viridiplantae; Streptophyta; Magnoliopsida; Fagales; Fagaceae
Product: abscisic-aldehyde oxidase-like
Exons: 10
Coding region: 112-4215 (1367 amino acids)
Molecular function (GO): FAD binding; iron ion binding; oxidoreductase activity
Source: RefSeq, a predicted model, not a curated record